UUUCAUUAAAUAUAUCAUUAGAUUAAAUGUUCACGUAUUGAAUUAGAGUAAUUGUAUAUAAUACAACAACAACUCUAAAGAAUAUCAAUACAAAACAUAUCAACAAAUCACAUAUCUAUUCAUAAGUAUUGUUAGUUAACGUUGUAUAAGUAGGUAACUUAACAAUAACAUAUCUUCACUAAUAUCGGUGUCUAUGAUAUUUAAGUGUAAGGUGUACAUUUCUGAAGCUGAUUUGGCAUUGCUCCGUUUGUGAUUGGUGGGUCACCGUCUACGUACGUAGGCGCCAGGCCAAUGGCGGCGGGGGCUACGCGCAGCCGUCGUGCUACGGCGUAGAGGCGCGCGGGGCGCUACGCCAUCGACAGACGCUGCGUAGCUGCGAAUACCGGGAACUGGAAGCUAUGUGUUAGGUGCACUUUGAUGUGGGACAUCGGGCGUCCACCAUGCAGGGGCUGCAGGCCGCGAAAGAGAAGGCCUCAGGCCUCUUCGCCAACAAACCCCUUCUGUUCAAGAACAGCCAGUAUGAAAACUUUCAUGUGGACCAGAAGGGCUACGAUCAGAUGUACGACGGGGAGGACCUGGAAACACCACCUUCACCCGAUCGGCCCCCGCCACGACAUAUAGAUAAGUACAUCAAAGCGGAGCUGCCAUGCCUGAGCGCGCGCUACACGGUGGCGCUGCUCGCCUGCUUCGGCUUCAGCAUCAUGUUCGGCAUGCGCUGCAACAUGAGCAUGGCCAAGCUCAAGAUGACAGAGAAGCAUAAUACAUCAAGCGGCGUCAAAGAAGACACGCCAUUCAACUGGACGGUAGAAGUAGAAGCCUCCAUCGAUUCGUCCUACUUCUUCGGCUACUUCAUCACGCAGCUGCCGGGUGGUUUCCUGGCGUCCAUGUACCCGGCCAACAGGAUCUUUGGGGCGGCCAUUGUGGCGUCAGCCAUCUUCAACAUGGCUAUCCCUGGCGCCAUGGCUGUGGGGCCGACUGCAGUCGUCUUAUUGAAGGUCGCGCAGGGAUUUGUUGAGGGUGUGACAUAUCCUUCAUGCCACGGCAUCUGGCGCAUGUGGGCGCCUCCGCUGGAGCGCUCGCGGCUGGCCACGCUGGCCUUCUGCGGGACUUAUGCCGGCAUCGUCAUUGGCAUGCCACUCUCUGGAAUGCUGUCAGAUUACAUCGGCUGGCAGGCGCCGUUCUACUUCUACGGGGUCUUCGGUCUUAUAUGGUAUACAAUGUGGCUGUGGUUGGUGUUCGAGCGGCCGAGCAAGCACCCGCAGAUCUCUGGCAAGGAGAUGGCCUAUAUCGAGCAGUCCCUCGGCACCGCCUCGCAGGCCCCCAUGCCCAGCUUUUGGGGCACCCCGUGGAAGGCCUUUUUUACUUCACCCCCAGUAUACGCCAUUAUUGUAGCGAAUUUCUGCAGAACAUGGAAUUUCUGUUUGCUAGUUAUUUUCCAGUCUGCAUAUUUUAAUUCAAGAUUUCAAAUGCAAAUCACAGAGUCUGGCUUCGUGGGUGCUAUCCCUCACUUGAUCAUGACGUCGCUGGUGCCGAUCGGCGGCAUGUUGGCCGACUACCUGCGCAAGAGUGGCACGAUGACCACCACCAACGUGCGCAAGCUGUUCAACUGCGGAGGGUUCGGGCUGGAGGCGUUCUUUUUUGUACUUGUUGCCUAUGCCGAUAAUAAGUAUGUGGCGACUAUAGAACUGACGCUGGGCGUGGCAUGCAGCGGUUUUGCCAUCUCCGGCUACAAUGUGAACCAUCUGGACAUCGCGCCGCGAUACGCCUCCAUCCUCAUGGGCCUGUCCAACGGCAUCGGCACCAUUGCCGGCUUUGUGGUGCCUAUUGUCAUCAACUACAUUACUCAGGAGAAGGAUAAGCUCGAGAAAGCAAUAACAGAAUGGCGCGAGGUGUUCUUAAUGGGCGCGACGGUGCACUUCAUCGGCAUCACCAUCUACGGUAUAUUCGCGUCGGGCGAGCUGCAGUCAUGGGCUGAACCACCGCCUUCUUACGAGUCACCUGUCAAGUCUAAGGACCAUGAGACCACCUUCAUGGGCAACCCAUCGGCGCCGCUGAAAAGCAGCUCACCACCAGGGUACGGUGCAGUGGCGCCGCCGCGCCCGCCCGCGCCCGGCGCCGCGCCCGCGCCGCAAGCCCACGUGCCCAACAACCCCUUCGUGUCCGGCGCCUUCUAUCAGGCGGAGCCCGUGCAGCCUCCGGCCCAACAGUACCCUGAGCUCACGGAUGACGGCACUUACUAGAUUGUAGCUCAAUGCGGUACUUAGACUUGAGGUUUGGUUUUCAGCUCUAUUAAUUUGCAGAAAAAUUAUGAACUGGCCAACUAGCAAACUAAAUCGUAUAAGCUUCACUCUUACGACUGUAAGUCGAAAAACAGUGGUGUAAAAAAUACAUAAAAUAAUUACAUUGGUUCCCCAAGUUUCAGAAAAAUGUUUUGUUAGUGAAUCUCAUACCAUUGUAUGGCGACACCUCAUUAGGUGUCGCCAUAAAAAAUCUGGACUUCUGUCUUUCAUAACGAUAAGGCUUGAUCUAUUGAGCACUAAUUACGAAACAUUGACAUUUCGGCUCUGCAAACCGUGUUCACUCCAUAACGGGAAACAUUAUAAAACGGCUACGACCGCAGAAUAGCAGCGAAUGAACUUUAUAGUUGAAUUGACAAAGUGGUCCUUUUUACGCUAUCGACGAUUUCUCGAAAUAUUCAAAGAAGUAUUUCAACACAAUAUCAUAAGAUUGAUGUAAUGAUUGAUGAAAAUCUUACUUCUUGUCUAGUAUUAUAUUGAGGUUUAUGAUUUUCUAUUACUGAUUUUCAAGAUUUUGUGCUCACUAUAGUAUUUCCAACUAGUUGACCACUCGAUGCGAGCGCCGCCCCUUGCUCGGGUGGUGAACUAGUCAUAAACGAGUAGAUAGGUGAAAUUACAUGUGCUGUUACUCUCGCCAUGGUUAGCUUGUACUACGUCAUAUCGUUAUAGAAAUUAACAGUACCUGUUCAGAUCUUCGUUAUUUUUUUAUGCACUCGGUCAUUGUACUAUAUCGUAUUCAUAUUAAAAUCCAUUCAGGUUGAAGUCUGUUUUGUUGCUCGGUUUAAACCGUGCUGAUUUUCCUUAUAGCUUAAAAAAGUCUCGUUAAGUAUCGUUAUAUUUAUUGACAUAUCAUCAAGUAAUAAAUAUACCUUAGGGUCGUUUUAUUUUUACUUCAUUUUCUUUUAAGGUGUGUGACUAUUUGAACAGCCUCGUUCAGGGAUUAUGUGCGAUUACUC
Molecule: messenger RNA, 3253 nt
Organism: Cydia splendana
Lineage: Eukaryota; Metazoa; Arthropoda; Insecta; Lepidoptera; Tortricidae
Gene: VGlut
Product: vesicular glutamate transporter 1
Exons: 13
Coding region: 441-2240 (599 amino acids)
Biological process (GO): neurotransmitter loading into synaptic vesicle; monoatomic anion transport; regulation of synapse structure or activity
Cellular component (GO): synaptic vesicle membrane; excitatory synapse
Molecular function (GO): neurotransmitter transmembrane transporter activity; L-glutamate transmembrane transporter activity
Source: RefSeq, a predicted model, not a curated record